GAUAGGCUCUAGCACCCCCGCGACCCUCGUGAGGAUAAACAGUAGAAAAUGAAUGACUGAGCCUCUCCAUAUGUGAAUGAAUAUAUUAGUCUGUCAGCUUCAAUUGUUUACAAUGUUGACACCAGUCAACUGUACAUCUCAAAAAUGUUGUUCCUAUCAAAUGGUCUUAUGUCACUAUUUAUUCUAGUGAAAGUGUCACAAAUGUCAUGCAUUUUUGUGCCACACCUACACAAUCACACCCUGCAGCUCAUUCUCUACUGUGUUGCAGCCUGUGUGUACAUUCCUGUAAAACUGUGAUUUAAUGUUUUACUCUGCAACCCAAAGAAGCAAUCUUGAUCAAGUUCUUGACAGAAGCCCAGGGGAGGUGCACUUGGCUCGUGUUUGCCCUCGCUCUUAAGCAAUAUGAAGGCAGUCUGGCUGGAUUCCACUUCUAACUAAAGAGAGAGGCCCUGAAUACUGCAAGCUGUUUGUGUGUUUUAUCUGACACACGCACAAGGGGGGAUUACAGCUAUUAAGGCAAUUUCUGUUACAUGUGGUGUAGUUUAGGCACCUGUUUGACUUGUUCCGUAGUCGACACCUCCAAGAACGUGACUUACCAAAGAAAUGAACAGCAAUUGGGCGACUAUUGUUUGGGAAUGCGGACUUUCAGGUAACCGGCAGCUUUUGGAGGGUGUGAACUUUGUGUGUGCACUACAUUAAAGGUGUCACCAUGGAGAUGAUGAAGAGGGAGGGACAAAGUUAAAAAAAAAAGGGAGAGUUAGCAGAUGGAACUGACAUAGAGGGGAGUGAGACGUCCAAUGAAAGCAAGAUUGAGCCUGUUGUAGGGACUUACAACAUGGUUUUGGGAGCGAGACGAGCGUGAGGAAUACAGGAAGGAAUCAUUUAUUGCCCUCUCACACUGCAUGGCUUUGUGAGACAGAGUGGGCAGAUUUGCUGAGCUCACCACCACCACCACCACUAUGCUGACGGCUGCUGCAGCUGCUGCUGUGUGGGCCCUGGCCUUGCUAGGCCCAGUGCAAGGCUGGGGCCUGUCACUGACAGCUGAGGACAACACAGAGGAAGCAGACUUCAGCCUCUGCAGUCACAGCUUCUACAAACAGACGCCUCCCAUAGAUGGUUCUGAGAGAACGCCGCUGCUGCACCCUCGGUGUCACAGAUUACCCAACGGCUUUGACUUCGCCACUCUCCACAGGCCCGGCUGUGACACAGCUGUCGGCUCGGCCCUGCAUCUCAGCCACGGAUGGACAGAGACGCCAGGACGGGACGGGGAGGAGCUUGUGGCACUUAAAGAAGAUGGAGUGUUCAUUCCAGCCCUUCUCAAAGGAGGCAAUGAUGCAUCGUCAUCUGAAGACGCCCCCCUCCAACGCUGGGACUCAGCUGUCUCCACGCUGGUCCACUCCACUAUCUCUCCACAAUGCUCUUCUUUAAGCGGGGAUCUCUACAUCCUGACCGCCACUAGGGGGUGUCAGGCCCCACCGCUGUGGUCUGCCAUGUGUUGCUCAGUCCCGGGAGGGAAAGGCAGUUUCAGUGUGGGGUUGAUCAGUGCCACAGAUGAUGAAGGUCAACGGCAGGUGAGCAUGAAGGAACUGCAGGAGCUGCUGGGAGUGGAGGAGCUGUUCUCCGGAGGCUGUGAUGGAGCAGAUGUGGAGUCUGCAGGUGUCACAAUGAGGCUUCCCACUGAGGCAGAAACAGAGAACACAGAGGAGUCGACUGCAGAUUCUACGGAAGUACACUCCACAAGUCAAGAUCUAACUUUGGAAGAGCGGGACUCCGAAGCAAACGAGGCAGAGGAAUCUGCACACACAUCAGAGCGUAGCAGUGGAGAAACGACAAAUACGGGAGAAGAGGCAGUUUUGACACAUUAUGAUGAGGCAGGCGCUGAGCAGAAAGAUGCAAAUUCCAGCAGCAUUGUGAUGUCCAUCAUCUCCACCACUUUGACCAUCCUCAAAGCUCCACUUUGGCCCGUCUUCUCCAGAAUCACACAGUUUCCUGGACAGGUGACUUAUGUUCUUCAGGAAGACCUUGGAGUUCUCUCGGCCCUCCCAGGAGAUACGGUCUCCCUCUUCUACCUCCUGACCUCUGACCUCUUUUCUUGGAUGCACUGGACUGUAGAAAACCUGUUUGGUAUGGGCAAGAGUUGCGUCUACGGCCUCUACCACUGUAUCUCCUCCAUGCUGGGGGAGCUCCUGAACUGCUGCUACACGGGUGUCACAGGCAUGGGGACGCUGGCUGGUGACACACUGGGGAUCUUUGGCGAUGCCCUGGAUAACACCUGGUGGGUGACCAGGUUUUUCGGAGGGCGUCUGCUGGAGCAGAGCGGGGACUACGUAGGAACAGUGGCGAUGGAGAUGGGGGAUCAGGCUGCGGCCGUGGGUGGGGGGCUGGGAAAGCUGGCAUGGAGAAGUGGAAGUGGGGUUUUCAGUGUGUUCAUUGUGGGGGGCAGUAUCAUCUUCGGGGUGGUGAAUGUGGUGUUUGGUGCGGUCACAGAAGGCUUUGGACGGGAGACGGAAACAAUCCACACCAAUGUGCAAUUUGAGUUGCCUGAGUAGAAGCUAACGUUUUAAAAUGAAUUAACAAUGAAUAAGAAUAGAUAUUUUAUUCAAUUUCCUGUUGAAAAAAUAUUUGUUAAACAUUUGUUGUUGCUGAUAACCUCUCUUGUGUCAUUAAGAGAAGAAGGAUUCUA
Molecule: messenger RNA, 2683 nt
Organism: Doryrhamphus excisus (bluestripe pipefish)
Lineage: Eukaryota; Metazoa; Chordata; Actinopteri; Syngnathiformes; Syngnathidae
Source: RefSeq, a predicted model, not a curated record